This is a messenger RNA of Dovyalis caffra, 174 nucleotides long. NCBI's taxonomy places the organism in Eukaryota, Viridiplantae, Streptophyta, Magnoliopsida, Malpighiales, Salicaceae. The record is from the annotation of a GenBank genome assembly.
AGAUUUCAAGCGCAAAAUGCCACGGAAGAGAUAGGAGGAACUUUUGGCCACCACUUGGUCGAUCAUAAGGGAGAGAGGAAGGGUUGUGCAGGGCGAGCUGGCGGGAGAGGUUGCAGUGAGGUAUGGGAAAAAGUUGUGGGUUAUAGCAAUAAGAGGGGGGCCUACAAGUUGUAG